This is a messenger RNA of Vitis riparia (riverbank grape), 1275 nucleotides long. Its product is annotated as ubiquitin-NEDD8-like protein RUB2. The transcript is spliced from 3 exons. Gene Ontology annotation, cellular component: cytoplasm; nucleus. Lineage: Eukaryota; Viridiplantae; Streptophyta; Magnoliopsida; Vitales; Vitaceae. Gene Ontology annotation, biological process: protein ubiquitination; modification-dependent protein catabolic process. The coding region runs from base 453 to 830 and encodes 125 amino acids. Gene Ontology annotation, molecular function: protein tag activity; ubiquitin protein ligase binding. The record is from RefSeq and is a predicted model, not a curated record.
CACACACACACACAUGCAUUUAGAUACGGAAAUGUGCUUGAAUAUGGAUGAUUUUCUGAAGUGUGGCCUUAGGCUUUUUUAGAGUUUUCUUCUGUACCCAAUAUGCACACGAACAGAUUAGAAUUGAAUAAUGUUGAAGUACUAAUUGGCCCUUGUUAAGGUCUUCUUGUGCACUCUGUUAUUGUUAAAAUGGGCAUUUUUGUGUAAGUGGAUGAUGUUUUGAUUUGGCCUACUUUUGUAAGCUAUAGUUUUUCUUGUGUGAUAUUUCUGGAUUGCUAUUUGUUUCUUCAUUUUAAGCCUUGUUUUGAAGCUCAUUACUUCUGCUCUUGUUUCUUUCUUGAUCUUCGUCUGGGAGACUCAAAAUUAAUUUAUUGAGAGCUCUCCAAGGAAGUUCCUAGCAGUGACUGAUCCUCUGAUGCAUAUCAAUAUAUGGGGAUGUUCUUACUUUCACAAUGGACAAGGAAGGCAUUCCUCCUGAUCAGCAGAGAUUGAUUUUUGCUGGCAAACAAUUGGAAGAUGGUCGCACUCUUGCAGAUUAUAACAUCCAAAAAGAGUCCACACUUCACCUUGUUUUGAGGCUCAGGGGAGGAACUAUGAUUAAGGUGAAAACUUUGACUGGAAAAGAAAUCGAGAUUGAUAUUGAACCAACCGAUACCAUUGAUCGGAUCAAGGAACGAGUUGAGGAGAAAGAAGGCAUUCCGCCAGUGCAACAAAGGCUCAUUUAUGCUGGCAAACAACUCGGAGAUGACAAAACUGCUCGCGACUACAACAUUGAGGGAGGCUCUGUCCUGCAUCUCGUCCUUGCACUGAGGGGUGGAGGCAGCGCCUGAAUAGUAUAUCCUCGAAAAUUUUACUGUUUCUGCUUCUAUGUCCCAAAUGGUAUGGCAUGAACACAUGAGUCUCUAGUGGUGUGUGGAAGAACAAAAAAACCCUUUGACCUCAUCUAUUUUCCCAGACAUAAUAUCACCUUGAAUUCUCCUUUUUUUUUUUUCUGUUUUUUUUGUUUUUUCGUUUUGUUUUUUUGUUUUUUUUAAUGUUACAUUCCCUCAUGGAGGUUCAUCCGUAUAUAUAUAUAUAUAUAUAUAUGGGUGUGGGAACUUCUUUGCUUUGGAUGCAGGUUUCAGUUGUGAAAAUGGAUUAGGAAUGCGAUCGGACUAAACCCGAACCGGGGAUAAUUAGGGUUUUAUAAAGGUUUGUGGAACUGCUAAACCAUGGGAUUAACAUUAUGAAACCUUUAUAAUCUGGGCCUUUUUUAUUCUUGGAUGUUUGUCCCUA